CUUUCUACUCACAGACAUAAACAUAGUCGAGGAUAACACGAAACUAUCAAAAGAACCAACCAAUUUACAAAGAACAAAAAAAAAAAAAGAGUUUUUGUUCCCUGAUAUAUAAUAUAAUAAACACAAAACAGGGGGAGAAAACAGAGGAAAGCAAGGGAAAAUGGCAGAGAAAGUAGCUGAGCAAGGAGCAAGAUCAAAGCUUUCAGCUCCAACACGACCAACAAUAACUUUACCACCAAGACCAGCCAUGGAUGGCUUAUUUUCAAGUGGUUCAGGGCUAAGUCCGGGGCCUAUGACACUGGUUUCAGCUUUUUUCUCUGACCCUGACUCAACAGAGCAUAGGUCUUUUUCUCAGCUUUUAGCUGGAGCUAUGGCUUCACCUGGAGCUAGACUACCUUACAAUUCAACGGAUGGUUCAUUUAUGGAAGUGGGUUUUAAAGAUGGGGGUGAAAAAAGUCCUGGGUUUAAGCAGAGUAGACCUUUGAAUUUGGCUGUUGCUAGGUCUCCUUUGUUCACUGUGCCUCCCGGGCUAAGCCCUUCUGGCUUGCUUAAUUCUCCUGGCUUCUUUUGUCUUUCUCCUCAGAGUCCUUUUGGAAUAUCCCACCAGCAAGCAUUGGCACAGGUUACAGCUCAAGCUGUCCUUGCCCAAUCUAAUGUGCGUGCACAAGCAGAAUAUCAAACUUUUUCAGCAGCAGCUGCUUCAGAGUCAUUGACCCAUCAUCCAUCCUUCAAUCCUGAAGAAACUUCACAGCAGAUGCCUCCUUCAGCUGCUGACCCUCAAUCUUCGGCAAUGGAAUACUCAGAAGCUUCUCAAUCUGAUAGGAGAAGUCAGCCUUCUAUUGCUGUGGAUAAACCUGCUGAAGAUGGCUACAACUGGCGUAAGUAUGGACAGAAGCCUAUAAAAGGCUGUGACUAUCCGCGAAGCUACUAUAAAUGUACACAUCUGAAUUGCCCUGUCAAAAAGAAGGUUGAGCGAUCUGCUGAGGGCCAAAUAACUGAAAUUAUAUACAAAGGCGCACACAAUCAUGACAAGCCUCAACCGACUAAACAAGCAAAGGGUGGAGCGGAUGGAAAUGCAAAUUCGCAAUCUAAUCUUGAAUUAGGUUCUCAGGGUGUAGCUGGAAAUUUGAACAAGUUAAGUGAAGCUGUACCAGCUCAUUCCAUAACUGGGAAAAAUAAAGAAUCUGCUCAAGUGGCUGUGGAAUUACCUGGAUCAAGUGACAGUGAGGAAGGAUGUGAUGAAGAGAAUAGAGAAGAAAGAGAGGAUGAUGAACCAAAUCCGAAAAGAAGGAACACUGCGGGAGAACCUGCAGUAGUCUUGUCACACAAGACAGUUACAGAACCAAAAAUUAUUGUGCAAACAAGAAGUGAAGUGGACCUUUUAGAUGAUGGCUAUAGAUGGCGCAAAUAUGGGCAGAAAGUGGUUAAGGGGAACCCUCAUCCAAGGAGCUAUUACAAAUGCACGAGUGCAGGAUGCAACGUUCGGAAGCAUGUAGAAAGAGCUUCAACAGAUCCCAAAGCUGUCAUAACAACGUAUGAGGGAAAGCAUAAUCAUGAUGUCCCAGCAGCUAGAAACAGCAGCCACAACACAUUCAACAAUAUUUUGCCACAGCCAAAACCACACAAGGUGGUGGCCGAGAAGCAUGCUUUACUUCAAGAGAUGGAUUUUGGAAAAAAUGUCCAGGGACCAGCAGUUUUAAGGCUAAAAGAGGAGCAAAUAAAAGUGUAACUCCCAUGCUCAAACCAGUUAAGUAAUAGGAGGUUCAGCUUCUGAUCCCAGCCAACUAACACGAUUAUGAAAUGAAUAAGUAUAUGGCAGAAAAGUUGAAACAAACAUGAUAAAAAUCAAAUUAUAAUAGCUGCUGCACCAUAAUUUGGUUAAAUAGGAGUGCUGUAUUGACUACCCAGUUUUGUAUAUUGGAAUUCGUAAGUACUGUUGUAUAUUUGUUUACACUCUUUUGGAGAAGGUAACAUAUGUUAGGUGUUGUUCAAGUUGCCAGGCUUGUUGAUGCAGGCAUUGAUUUCUA
This is a messenger RNA of Durio zibethinus, 2027 nucleotides long. Its product is annotated as putative WRKY transcription factor 3. Gene Ontology annotation, molecular function: sequence-specific DNA binding; DNA-binding transcription factor activity. The record is from RefSeq and is a predicted model, not a curated record. Lineage: Eukaryota; Viridiplantae; Streptophyta; Magnoliopsida; Malvales; Malvaceae. Gene Ontology annotation, biological process: regulation of DNA-templated transcription.